Molecule: messenger RNA, 2106 nt
Organism: Echinops telfairi (small Madagascar hedgehog)
Lineage: Eukaryota; Metazoa; Chordata; Mammalia; Afrosoricida; Tenrecidae
Gene: ACMSD
Product: aminocarboxymuconate semialdehyde decarboxylase
Exons: 10
Coding region: 186-1196 (336 amino acids)
Biological process (GO): secondary metabolic process
Cellular component (GO): cytoplasm; cytosol
Molecular function (GO): carboxy-lyase activity; hydrolase activity
Source: RefSeq, a predicted model, not a curated record
UGACCAAGAAGCAGAACUUUGAACUUGAACAAAGCAGCUUCAAAGGACCAAGGUGAACCAAGCGGGUCUGCUGACUGAUUCCUGAAGAGAAGGAGCAAGGGAACAGAUUGACUCCCUGGUUUUCAUGGGGGAAGGCCCAUCGUAACUUCCUUCCUCAGCGUCUCCUUCUUACCGAUCCUGUGGAGAUGAAAAUUGACAUCCAUAGUCAUAUCCUACCAAGAGAAUGGCCAGAUUUGAAAAAGAGAUACGGCUAUGGAGGCUGGGUGCAGCUUCAACACCACAAAGAGGGAGAAGCAAAGAUGCUGAAAGAUGGGAAGGUCUUCAGAGUGGUCAAGAAGAACUGCUGGGAUCCAGAUGUCCGAAUUAGAGAGAUGGACCAAACAGGGGUGACCGUGCAAGCCCUUUCCACAGUUCCCGUUAUGUUUAGCUACUGGGCUAAACCUCAGGACACUUUAGACCUGUGCCAGCUUUUAAACGAUGACCUGGCAGCCACUGUGGCGCGCUACCCCCGGAGGUUUGUGGCUCUGGGGACCUUGCCCAUGCAGGCCCCUGAGCUGGCCGUCAAGGAGAUGGAGCGCUGCGUGAAGGAGCUAGGCUUUCCAGGGAUUCAGAUCGGCUCCCAUGUCAACCAGUGGGACCUGAACGCGCAGGAACUCUUUCCGGUCUACGCGGCAGCGGAAAGACUCAACUGCUCCCUGUUUGUGCAUCCCUGGGACAUGCAGAUGGAUGGACGGAUGGCCAAGUACUGGCUCCCUUGGCUAGUAGGAAUGCCAACAGAGACCACCAUGGCCAUUUGCUCGAUGAUCAUGGGUGGUGUGUUUGCGAAGUUUCCUAAACUGAAAGUGUGUUUUGCGCAUGGAGGUGGUGCUUUCCCCUUCACAGUGGGAAGAAUCUCCCAUGGAUUCAGUAUGCGCCCAGAUUUAUGUGCCCAAGACAACCCAACCAACCCAAAGAAAUAUCUUGGCUCCUUUUACACGGACUCCUUGGUUCAUGAUCCUCUGGCCCUCAAACUGUUAACAGACAUCAUCGGAAAGGACAAAGUUAUCUUGGGAAGUGAUUAUCCUUUCCCACUUGGUGAGCUGGAACCUGGAAAACUAAUAGAAUCCAUGGAAGAAUUUGAUGAAGAAACAAAAGAUAAACUCAAAGCUAAAAAUGCCCUAGCAUUUUUGGGUCUUGAGCAGAAACUAUUUGAAUGAUGGAAUUUACUACAAACUCUCAAGAAGAUAGUCGAGUUCUGUUUCAAAGUGUGUGUUGCAUAUUCAUUACUAAAACCCUUUUAAAAAUAGUUCACCCAGAAAUAGACUAUCCACAGAUAUCCAAAAUGAUUUGUAAUGAAAAUGAUUCACAAGUGUUUUAUUCUGAAAAGCAGUACAUCAUUUCACAGGUGAAUAACAAGAUUUUCUUAGAACAUUUUAAAAUAGUUUGGCAGAAAUAAUAAAGUGUCAUUAACGAUUUAUAUGGGGGGAAAGAUUAAAACCAGACUUAUAGUAGAGGGCUCAGGUACGUUGUUUAAUUUGAGCAACUACAUGUGAAUUGCACCCCAAAUCACAACACUUUCCAUUAGCCUAGAACUGGUCAGAGAAUCCUUAGAUUCCACAAAAUAAGUGAUAUAUAUAUUCCAUAACCUCAAGGAGCUUAUAGUCCCAUUAAGGCAGUUACUUAGGUAAUAAGACACAUAUUUAUGGAAUAAUUAUACAGCAUGAUUUUUUUUUUAAGUUCCAGUAAGAGGAAUUCAACUGGCGCUCAGACUGUGGGGCUGAGUUUCAGAAAUGGUGUAAGUUGGGCAGAGUAGAGGAUGAAUAAGGUUAUUUUAGGGGUGCAGGGUGGAAAAAGGAUAGGAAGACAUAACUGUGGGAAUAAGCAUUGCACAUUGAAUGACACAUCUGCUCUAGAGAAAUGCUCAAGUCUUAAAUGUAUGUUUAUCAGAAACCUGUGAAUUUCAAAUACUAAGCAGAAUUUGUAGAAGUAGCUGGUUCUAUCUACUUCAUUGAUAGCCCCACUGGGCUGCUGAAAAUGAACAUCGUGUCCUGCAAAAAUGUGAUGAACAUGAAUGGCUCCGAUGCCUCUAGUUGAAACCCAAAAUCAAAUACGAUUUUUCAAAAUCAA